AUGAGCGUCGCCCAAACCAGUCCUGGUGUCCCCUUCCAUCAACUCAUUUUAGGGCGCUGCCCGACAGGCCUUGGCAUCACCUCUUUCUCCAAGGUAUUGCCCACGUCCUUGGGGUUUGCAGCCAACACCAGCACCAGCCUGGCGCCUACUCCUACUGGCGCUACUUGGCUUGCUGGUGUUGCCCAGCAGCCUGUUGACGCCGCCUGGCUCGCUCUUGUUCUAGCCCACUCCAGCAGUAGCUUCAACACUAUUAGCGCUACCCACACGCCUAGUGGCGCCGCUGUCUAG
This is a messenger RNA of Ilex paraguariensis (yerba mate), 288 nucleotides long. NCBI's taxonomy places the organism in Eukaryota, Viridiplantae, Streptophyta, Magnoliopsida, Aquifoliales, Aquifoliaceae. The record is from the annotation of a GenBank genome assembly.